AUGACUUCACAGAACGGGGCGUUUAUUUACGGGGGCAGACAGCGCUCCGUGGGCUCUGCACCCCGCCGCGGACUCCGAGACCCCCACCCCGGGAUCGGAACCCCCAGCGGGGAUCACCCACGCUGCCCUCCUGCCCUUCACCCGCGGCGUGCCAGGCAGUGUGCCACAGCGGUCAUCACCGCGCUGUGCCCGCUGCAGGCAGCUCUCGGUGUGCUCUGCACCCCCCGUGGGCAGCGGGACCCCUCCCGUUUCUCCCCGUCCCGUGUCCCCCGUCCGUCCCGCGUGGGCGUUCACAGGGCAGCGAUCGAUGUCUCGGCGCUCGCUGCGGCGGGCUGGGCGCGCUCGGCGGUGGAUUGGCGCUGCCUGCCCGGCGGCCCGGAAGGCGCUGGGCUCGAAGCGGGGGCUCCGCGGAGGUCCAGGUCCAGGGGUCCCCAGCGCUCCUACAGCCGCAGCAGCGAGAGGUCCGGCCACAGGAGGACCCGCAGCGGCUCCAGGGACAGGGAGCGGCGCAAGGGCAGGGACAAGGACAAGGACAAAGCCAAGGACAAGGGCAAAGGGAAGGACAAGGACCCUUCUGGCCCCAAGGCUGGGGACUCUGGAAACAUCAAAGCUGGAUUAGAACAUCUGACUCCUGCUGAACAGGCCAAGGCCAGACUACAGCUGGUUCUGGAGGCAGCUGCUAAAGCAGACGAAGCCCUGAAGGCUAAGGAGAGAAGUGAAGAAGAAGCCAAGAGGAGAAAGGAGGAAGACCAAGCCACCCUCGUGGACCAAGUGAGGCGAGUCAAGGAAAUCGAAGCGAUCGAAAGCGACGCCUUCGUCCCCCAGACCUUCAGGUCGAGCAAAGAAGUCAAAAAGGUGGCAGAACCUCCCGAGCUCCAACACGAACCCGUGACUGUCACAGCAGGAACCGCCGAGGCAGCAGCUCCUGAGAAAGAACCUCCCCCUGCCAGCAUUCCCACUGCCAUCAAAUACCAGGAUGACAAUUCCUUAGCACACCCAAACCUGUUCAUUGAGAAGGCAGAAGCUGAGGAGAGGUGGUUCCAGAGGCUGGUGGCCCUGCGGCAGGAGCGGCUCAUGGGCAGCCCCGUGGCCUGAGCAGCUCCCGGCAACAUCAGGAGCCAGUUCUCCACCAAUUCCAGGAAAUCCCAGCGUUCAAUUGUUCUGUUCUCCUCUCCUGAGGGAUUUGCACACUCAGUCUGAGCUGUGCAGACAGUAAGUGUUUCACCUGAACAAACAGGGCUGUUGUGUCUGGGCUCUCUCCUGAACUCAUGGAGGGUGUCGCUGUGGGGAGUGUGACAGCACAGCAGGGUCAUUCCCUAUUUCAUGGGGAAUUCCUCAAGGGUGCAGAACACCUGACAGCCCCAGGAGAUGGAAUUGUAUCCCUCCCA
Messenger RNA from Empidonax traillii (willow flycatcher), 1388 nucleotides. RefSeq names its product arginine and serine rich coiled-coil 1 (gene RSRC1). The coding region runs from base 1 to 1095 and encodes 364 amino acids. Gene Ontology annotation, biological process: alternative mRNA splicing, via spliceosome. NCBI's taxonomy places the organism in Eukaryota, Metazoa, Chordata, Aves, Passeriformes, Tyrannidae. Gene Ontology annotation, cellular component: nucleus; cytoplasm. The record is from RefSeq and is a predicted model, not a curated record. The transcript is spliced from 9 exons.